UGCAAAUCCGAGUUGUUGUUUCUCGUCUAUAUAAAGAGAACCAGUACCAGAUUCUCUCAGUUGGGGUGCUGAAAAGUUCUAGGACCUUUCAUCAAGAUGGCUCAACUGCUCUCGUCAUUCUUCUUCCUCCUACUGGGAGUUGCCCUGGGGCAAGAAGCUUGCGUCCAGGAAACGAACUGCGUGCGAGCUGACGGGUGCGUCUGCGCCUCGACCGAGGCGCCCAUCGCGCCCUUGCCCACCGAAUUCGCGCCCCAGUUCGUCGUCGUCUCCUUCAACGACGCCGUCACCGUCAGCAACUAUGACUUCUACCAUGACAUCGUCACGACCUACAGGAACCCCAACGGGUGUCGCAUGACCAUGACGAUGUUCGUCAACCACCUCAACAACGACUACACUCUGGCCAACGAACUCUGGCGCCUCGGUAGCGAGAUCGGGGUCCGCUCUGUCACAGCCUCCCAAGUGGAGUACUGGAGAUCGGCCAACUACAGCGUCUGGCACAACGAAAUCGGAGACACCAAGAAGAUGAUCUCCAAAUACGGAAGAAUUCCAGAGGCCGAGAUCAUCGGGACUCGGGCCCCCCACAUGCAAAUCGGAGGGGACGAGAUGUACCAGGCGCUGACGGAGGCCGGUUUCGAAUAUGAUUCCUCCUGGACAGCCCUCGCUUACACGAACUGGUAUGGCAACCCACCAAAAGGCGCUCUCUAUCCGUACACCCUGGAUUUCAAAUCUCCUCAGAUCCCAGAAGACUGCCCCGUUGGAAGAUGCCCAGAGAACCUCUACAAAGGCCUCUUCGUAACACCAGUUCUCGAUCUCGAGUCCUUCUCAGGAUACCCUUGCAACAUGAUCGACGCCUGCCAAAGCCAAUACAACGAGACUGACUGCCCAGAGCAGGCUUGCGAAGACAACGUGUUCGAAUUCCUGAAGACAAACUUCGAACACAACUACAACGGAAACAGGGCGCCCUUCGGACUCCACACGGCCCCGUCUUGGUUCGAGAAGGACAAGAUCAACAACUCCACCGCCCACACCAGAGGAUACAAGAGGUUCCUGGAAUACGCAGCCUCGCUGGAAGAGGUCUGGAUCGUGUCGCACAACAGGGUACUGGAAUACAUGAAGAACCCGGUGCCCUACAUGGACGUCGGGUCGCUGGACGCCUUCAAAUGCCCCUCGAUCGACCCCGACUCAAACUGCCCCGACCCUCUCAGGUGCGACUACAAAGACACUCAGGGCUUCGACUCCAUCUCCAUGACGAUCUGCACCAGGCCGUGUCCGGAACACUACCCUUGGCUUGGCAAUGUUGACGGGAAGUAGGCACUUUCUGUCUUCUUCUUCUUCUUCUUCUGUCGAUGAUGUUGACGACACCUGGGCUUUCGUGGAACUGAGAGAUAUGAGCACAGACAUCUUUUCUAAUGCCAGCUGCAAACUUCUACCUGUGGCAAAUUCCAACUGAAAUCAGAUUGAGUUACAUACAGUGAUCUAUACUAAUUCCUGCCUCAAUCAAUUCCACCUGUGGCAAAUUCCAGCUGAUAUAUUCCACUUACACCACAUUCCAACUAAAUCCAUACUGAGAGAUUGACAUAUUCCUGCCUCAGUUUUCCACCAGUGGCAAAUUCCAGCUGAUAUAUUCCUGUUACAUCACAUUCCAACUAGAUUCAGUUUGGGAUAUUUACAAACUCCUGCCUCAGUCUUCAACCAGUGGCAAAUUCCAGCUGAUAUAUUCCUGUCAUAACAUAUUCCAACUAGAAUCAGUUUGAGGUAUUUACAUAUUUCUACCUCAAGUCUUCCACCAGUGGCAAAUUCCAGCUGAUACAUUCCUGUUACAUCACAUUCCAACUAGUUUCAGUUUGAGAUAUUUACAAAUUCCUGCCUUAGUCUUCAACCAGUGGCAAAAUCCAGCUGAUAUAUUCCUUUUAUAUCAUAUACCAACUAAAACCAUACUGAGAGACUUACAAAUUCCUAAUUCCUGCCUUAGUCCCAACCGGUGGCAAAUUCCAGCUGAAUGGAUUCCAGCUACAUCACAUUUCAACUGGAGCCAGAUUCCAGCUACCAUAAAAGUAUCUUGUUCAAACCAUCUGAAGACUGUUUUCAUCAUAAAUGUCAACAGCUCGUAGUUAAAAGCAAAUAGCAGAGCUUGGUAAUGGCCACAAGGAGCAGACAUGAUCUUGAAAUGUACUUUGUAUCAACGUAUCAAACCAAGAAUUACUAUAGACUUCGAGAACAGAUCAUGUCAACUUUUAACUUCGAAUAAACAUUUCCAGCUGAUAA
This is a messenger RNA of Macrobrachium nipponense, 2265 nucleotides long. Its product is annotated as chitin deacetylase 8-like. Gene Ontology annotation, biological process: carbohydrate metabolic process. The coding region runs from base 97 to 1311 and encodes 404 amino acids. Lineage: Eukaryota; Metazoa; Arthropoda; Malacostraca; Decapoda; Palaemonidae. The record is from RefSeq and is a predicted model, not a curated record. The transcript has 8 exons.